Messenger RNA from Cladophialophora yegresii CBS 114405, 795 nucleotides. RefSeq lists its product as uncharacterized. The transcript has a single exon. Lineage: Eukaryota; Fungi; Ascomycota; Eurotiomycetes; Chaetothyriales; Herpotrichiellaceae. The coding region runs from base 1 to 795 and encodes 264 amino acids. The record is from RefSeq and is a predicted model, not a curated record.
AUGGCCCUCAUGUUUACCGAGAACUGGUGCCGGAACAUCGAUUCUGCACUGAUCCACGUGCGCCUACUAGAAACCAUCAAUACCAACUACGGACUACAUAUCGAGGACCUCAUAAACGUGCUGCACUCGGAUGUCCAGCGAGCGGCUUUGACCAUGGAGCCUCCAAUGUUUGCCAUGCAUGAAAAGAGUUGGGAUAUGCUUGAAGCGAAGUUUGCCUUGCCAACGGAGGCCAGCUGGGAGACAGACUGCUUGAGUACUCGGUACCCCAUACUCACGGAGAUGAGGCAAGCACUCGCGGCUCUGGAUAUUAUCCAAGGACCAGAAGCCUUACAGUCACAUCGACAAGCUGCGACCAUAAGGUGCCUUCAUGCCAUGGGCCUGCUCCUGGAUCACUACAAUUUAUCCUCAGACAUUACUGAGAAAUACGUCGCACUUGCAGCUCUCUAUCGAAUACGACGAGAGGCCAACAUGGAACGAAUAUCGGUUUGUGGCAUCACGGUUUUCGACGCGGGCAGGAUGAUAAUCCCACGGCUAAAAGAGCUACUCUUUGCAGCCUCAGCCGAUCCACGAGAGUUGCGUUUGUGGACCUGCUCGGUCGGCAUAUUGUCGGGCGAUGGCUGGUUCUACGAAGAGCUCGACAAGCAAUUGCGAAAGGAGGGGAUCAGCAACCCGAGUGAGCUCAGCAGGAUCAUAGCCAACGUUGAAGGUCGGCAACUUCCACAGCGAUUCGCGCCAUCGAUCAAGCCUGCAUCGAAGGGCCAGGACAUCGAUUCUUACGGUCGGCCUCAUAUUUGA